UUUCUUCAUCUCGGCGCCCAGAGGUGUCAAUUUCCCAUGCCUUGCAUUUUUCGCUUUUGUGCAUACGACACAUUACUGAUAUCGGCAAUAAUGACGCAAAUCCGACUUCGCAUUGCCGCGGCACCAUGCAUACAACGCGACUACCUACGACACCACUCGCAGACAUGACGCGUAGCGUUAUGGUUCUACAAAAGUACCUGCAUGCCCCACGUUGAGCUUAUCUAGCGUGUGCCCUCCCUCUCCCUUCCGUCGGGUCUUUCUCCAUCAUUGAUCAUUUGUAGUCGUCAGAUUAUCGCGUGCAAGAUGGGUGUCGACGCGUCUGAGCUUCUCGUUCCCUUUCUGGGUUCUAUCCAAGCUGCCUUCUCUGUGCUGCUGACUAUUUUCUUCGGUGUAGUCGCAGCGCAAUGCAACCUGCUCUCUGUCAAGGCAGCGAAGGAGGUGUCAGGGCUGUGCGUGCGCAUGUUUCUGCCUGCGCUGCUCAUCUACAAGAUUGGGAGUAAUUUGCACUCGGGCACAGCCAUUCGAUAUGUGCCGCUUCUGAUCUGGUCCAUUACGUAUACGCUCGUUUCCGUCCUAUUUGGCCGCGUCCUCACCCGCAUGUUCAAGCUCCCUGCAUGGGUCACGCCUGCGCUCGCCUUCAACAACACUACAAGUCUGCCGCUGUUGCUUAUCCAGUCGCUCAAGCAGACCCAGAUACUCGAUGCUAUCCUUGUUGGCGACGACACGGCGGCUAACGCGCUUGAACGUGCCGAGUCAUACUUUCUAGUCAACGCCAUGGUCAGCAACUCGCUCACCUUUGCGCUGGGGCCUAGACUGCUUCGACCAGGCGAUGAAGAUGCGCCAGAGAACGACAAGGAUGAUAAUCAAACAGACGAGGACGAGCAAGAGGCAGAAGAAGAUGGCGAGAGUGGCGAUAUGGAGCGUGGCCCUGACGGCCUUAUCCACGAAGAGACAUCCCUCCUUCCGCAGCGUAUCGUUCGUCGCACAAACAGCGCAGGGAAGAAAGGCUACUUCAAGACACGCGACUGGUACAACAACCUGCCAGCCUGGGCGCAGGACACGCUUGAUGUGGCAUGGCAAUUUGCCAACGCGCCAUUGCUGGGUGCCAUUGUAGGCGCCAUCAUUGGUCUCACGCCUGCACUGCAUCACCUUUUCUUCAACCCGAGCAAUGAGGGUGGCUACUUCAAUGCUUGGCUUACGACUGCUAUCAAGAAUAUUGGCGAGCUGUUUGCGUCCUUGCAGAUCAUUGUGGUGGGCGUGAAACUCAGUCAGAGUAUGUUAAAGAUGAAGCGGGGCGAAGAUAGUGGGGAGGUGUCGAAGAAGUGUUUAGCGUUCGUGACGCUGAUCCGGUUCUUCGUUUGGCCUGCCCUUAGUAUUCCUUUCAUCUGGGCUCUCGCAACGAAAACCCAGCUCCUGGACGCUGACCCCAUGCUCUGGUUUGCCAUGAUGCUCAUGCCCACUGGUCCACCGGCCAUGAUUCUGGUCGCGCUCACGGAUGUUACUGGUGCGCCAGAGCAAAUGAAGAUGACAAUCGCGAAGUUCUUGACUAUUAGCUAUUUUGUCACGCCAUUGAUUUGCUUCGCUGUUGUUGGAAGUUUGAAGGCGACUGAAGCUGCGAUAGGUCGAUGAGACGUCGUCACGCGGAAAGAGAAUAUGAAAAGCACGGAUUGAAAAUCAAUGUUUGUAAAGAUGCAUUAAACGUGGCUAUUGACUCGAUAACUUUCUAUCAUUACUCCUUUAGCAUGUAGUCCGUUGGUGGCGCAUUUGGCUUUCCAUUAUGCCAAUGUCUACACAAUACGUUAGAUCGAUCAUGCUAGAGGGCGUUGUCAUGGCCUGGGCGACGACGAAGUGUGAUCGUUUCCGCUUGCCCGUUUGCUGCCAAUCGAGCAAUCCGAAUUCUGCUCGCGGUCGUCUCUUGGGUACUUAAAUAUUCAUCCAUCUCGCGAUCGGUCAUAGCGG
Dothidotthia symphoricarpi CBS 119687 is the source of this 1959-nucleotide messenger RNA. RefSeq lists its product as uncharacterized. Gene Ontology annotation, cellular component: endoplasmic reticulum; membrane. The transcript is spliced from 4 exons. The record is from RefSeq and is a predicted model, not a curated record. Gene Ontology annotation, biological process: transmembrane transport. Lineage: Eukaryota; Fungi; Ascomycota; Dothideomycetes; Pleosporales; Dothidotthiaceae. The coding region runs from base 304 to 1629 and encodes 441 amino acids.